AUGAGUAGUGAUAAACAACAUUACAAUAAAAAGAAUAUGGGUAUCAAACAAUUUCCAAAAGAUUGUAUCUCACAAGCAUCAGUAAUCACUUCUAUUGACCUUUCAAAUAAUGAGAUUACAAAUCUCCCUAAAGAAAUGGGAGCAUUUAAAGUGUUAACUCAUUUCAGAAUGAUGGCUAAUAAAGUAUCAACAUUGCCAGUUAGUUUUACUACGUUAAGUAAUCUUCGACAUCUUGAUUUAAAUGCAAAUUGUUUUACUGAAUUUCCAACACAAAUAUCAACAUUAACGAAUUUAGAAGAAAUUCAAAUGAUUCAAAACCAAUUAACAACAAUACCUGAUUGUAUUGGAAAGUUAGUCAAAUUGCAAAGAAUUUCAUUUACUGCUAAUUUUUUAAAUCAUUACCAAAAGGAUUAG
Entamoeba dispar SAW760 is the source of this 414-nucleotide messenger RNA. RefSeq names its product leucine-rich repeat containing protein, putative. NCBI's taxonomy places the organism in Eukaryota, Evosea, Mastigamoebida, Endamoebidae. The coding region runs from base 1 to 414 and encodes 137 amino acids. Gene Ontology annotation, molecular function: protein binding. The transcript is spliced from 2 exons. The record is from RefSeq and is a predicted model, not a curated record.